Molecule: messenger RNA, 596 nt
Organism: Alternaria alternata
Lineage: Eukaryota; Fungi; Ascomycota; Dothideomycetes; Pleosporales; Pleosporaceae
Exons: 2
Coding region: 100-342 (80 amino acids)
Source: RefSeq, a predicted model, not a curated record
ACACGACUGACGUUCACGAUAACACGCCUUUCGAGACUACGCGCGACCAAAAACAUACACAUACACAAACACUACACAACCUUAACAACAUUACACAACAUGCCUCUCGUAGUUCCCGGUCUGCAGUCAAAGGACGGAAACUCUGGUGAUGACUGGAUGAGCAAGCUCAUGGGCAAGAAGCUUGGUGACCAACAUGAUGAGAUGACCUUCGCGAAGACCGAUCUUCCCCAACAACACCGCGUCCUCAAGCCCGACUCGAUGCAAACCAUGGACUUCCAGCCCGAAAGGUUGAACGUCCAUGUUGAUGAAGACGGCACCGUCAAGAAGGUUACUAAGGGUUAGGGUCCCCCUGUCUGGAAUAGCUACGAAGACGGGAUGGGUAUACCAGUCGGAAUGCAGAAAUGAAGAAUGAAGCCAUGAACACACAUAGAUCAGGGUUCGGGCUCUUACGGAAGCCAUAAUAGGACGCGUUCAAGUCAUGGAACUACACAAGACUCUCGUACAAUGCCAGAUAAUCACAGUGAUGUGUGGUAAUCGAUGACAAUGCCUUCAUUUGACAUAGAACUCCGAAGAUUCGCCUUUGCGAAGAUGACGAA